GGCGUGGGCGGGGCUCUGGUGGCCUGCCCCAUACCCCAGCGUCCACCGCGGCAGCAGGCACUGACGUGGCUGCCGUCAGCGCCGCCAUCUUGUGGGAGCGAAACCAACGCCUGGCUCGGAGUAGCAGCAGCACCGCGGCUGCCGAGGGUUUCUCUGGCCAGUGUCUCUCCCUCCAGUCUACAGCAUGGGGAAUAUCUUUGCGAACCUCUUCAAGGGCCUUUUUGGCAAAAAAGAAAUGCGCAUUCUCAUGGUGGGCCUGGACGCUGCGGGGAAGACCACCAUCCUGUACAAACUGAAGCUGGGUGAGAUCGUGACCACCAUCCCCACCAUAGGUUUCAACGUGGAGACUGUGGAGUAUAAGAACAUCAGCUUCACUGUGUGGGACGUGGGUGGCCAGGACAAGAUCCGGCCUCUGUGGCGCCACUACUUCCAGAAUACACAAGGUCUCAUCUUUGUGGUUGACAGCAAUGACCGAGAGCGUGUGAAUGAGGCUCGAGAGGAGCUUAUGCGGAUGCUGGCAGAGGAUGAGCUCAGGGAUGCUGUCCUGCUCGUGUUCGCAAACAAGCAGGACCUCCCCAAUGCCAUGAACGCAGCUGAGAUCACGGACAAGCUGGGCCUCCACUCUCUGCGCCACAGGAACUGGUACAUUCAGGCUACCUGUGCCACCAGUGGGGACGGGCUCUAUGAGGGACUGGACUGGCUGUCCAAUCAGCUCCGGAACCAGAAGUGAACCGAACUCCUCUCUUCCCCCUCACUCCCUCCUUCACCCUUGCUUUCCUCUCAUGUGGCAGAUGUGCCCCUGUGGUGUGAGUGCCAGAAGCUGUCUCCAUGGUCGGUCCCAGUGUGCUUCAUCAUGCUGUACAUGUGCAGACGCAGCCUGCAACCGGGUUUUUAUUUAAUGUAAAUAGUUCUUGUUUCCAAUGAGGCAGUUUCUGGUACUCCUAUGCAAUAUUACUCAGCUUUUUUUAUUGUAAAAAAAAAAAAAAGAA
Myotis daubentonii (Daubenton's bat) is the source of this 989-nucleotide messenger RNA. RefSeq names its product ARF GTPase 1 (gene ARF1). The record is from RefSeq and is a predicted model, not a curated record. Gene Ontology annotation, molecular function: GTP binding; GTPase activity. Lineage: Eukaryota; Metazoa; Chordata; Mammalia; Chiroptera; Vespertilionidae.